Messenger RNA from Caretta caretta (loggerhead turtle), 5208 nucleotides. It is a transcript of the gene APPL1, whose product is annotated as adaptor protein, phosphotyrosine interacting with PH domain and leucine zipper 1. Gene Ontology annotation, cellular component: endosome membrane; cytoplasm. NCBI's taxonomy places the organism in Eukaryota, Metazoa, Chordata, Testudines, Cheloniidae. Gene Ontology annotation, biological process: signaling; insulin receptor signaling pathway. The record is from RefSeq and is a predicted model, not a curated record. Gene Ontology annotation, molecular function: identical protein binding; protein kinase B binding.
GAAGGGGGAGGGGUCCAGUGUUGGCUGCACGGGAGGGCUUGUGGGCGCGUCGGCCCGUAGGGACCCAGCCACCGCCAUGCCCGGGAUUGACAAGCUGCCCAUUGAGGAGACGUUGGAGGACAGCCCCCAGACACGUUCUUUGCUGGGUGUAUUUGAAGAAGAUGCUGCAGCAAUUUCCAGUUACAUCAACCAGUUGUAUCAAGCCAUGCGCCGAAUUUACGAUGCACAGAAUGAAUUAAGUGCAGCAACUCAUCUAACUUCAAAACUUCUAAAGGAGUAUGAGAAGCAGCGUUUUCCAUUAGGGGGCGAUGAUGAAGUUAUGAGCUCUACCCUACAACAGUUUUCAAAAGUGAUAGAUGAGCUCAGUUCUUGUCAUGCAGUACUUUCAACUCAACUAGCUGAUGCCAUGAUGUUUCCCAUUACUCAGUUUAAAGAAAGGGAUCUGAAAGAGAUAUUGACUUUAAAAGAAGUUUUCCAAAUUGCCAGCAAUGAUCAUGAUACUGCUAUUAACAGAUACAGUCGGCUGUCAAAAAGAAGAGAGAAUGAAAAGGUCAAGUAUGAAGUUACAGAAGAUGUGUAUACUUCCAAGAAGAAACAGCAUCAGACCAUGAUGCAUUAUUUCUGUGCAUUAAAUACUCUUCAGUACAAGAAGAAAAUAGCCAUGCUGGAACCCUUGCUAGGAUAUAUGCAAGCUCAGAUAAGUUUCUUUAAAAUGGGUUCAGAAAAUCUUACUGAGCAACUGGAAGAAUUUUUAACCAAUAUUGGCACAAGUGUACAGAAUGUUCGCAGGGAAAUGGAUUCUGAGGUAGAAACCAUGCAGCAGACCAUAGAGGACUUGGAAGUAGCCAGUGAUCCAUUAUAUUUACCUGAUCCUGACACAACAAAAUUUCCUGUCCAUAGAAAUCUAACACGGAAAGCUGGCUAUCUGAAUGCAAGGAAUAAGACUGGGCUGGUGUCUUCCAGUUGGGACAGACAGUUUUACUUUACUCAGGGUGGAAACCUAAUGAGUCAGGCAAGAGGUGACGUAGCUGGAGGACUUGUCAUGGACAUAGACAACUGUUCUGUGAUGGCUGUGGACUGUGAGGACAGAAGAUACUGCUUUCAGAUAACAUCUUUUGAUGGCAAAAAAUCUUCAAUCUUACAGGCAGACAGUAAAAAAGAUUAUGAAGAGUGGAUAUGUACAAUAAACAACAUCUCUAAACAGAUAUACCUAAGUGAAAACCCUGAGGAAAUUGCUGCACGUGUAAAUCAAUCAGCUCUGGAGGCUGUCACCCCCUCUCCAUCCUUCCAACAGAGACAUGAGAGCAUGCGGCCAACAAUACAAUCUCGGCCUCCAACAGCUCGUACUAAUAGCUCUGGGUCUUUGGGAUCUGAAUCAGCAGCUUUAUCAGCACUUUCCUUGGAUUCCCUUGUUGCCCCUGACACACCGAUACAAUUUGACAUAAUUUCUCCAGUUAGUGAAGAUCAGCCUGGUCAGGCAAAAGCCUCAGGGCAAUCGGGCAGACGUACAAACCCAUUUGGUGAAUCUGGAGGCAAAAAAUCUGAGACAGAAGAUUCCAUUCUUCACCAGUUAUUUAUUGUAAGAUUCCUUGGCUCCAUGGAGGUUAAAUCUGAUGAAAGUCCAGAUGUUGUUUAUGAAACAAUGCGCCAAAUACUAGCAGCCCGGGCUAUCCAUAAUAUUUUCAGGAUGACAGAAUCACAUUUAUUAGUCACUUGUGACUGUUUAAAGUUAAUAGAUCCACAGACGCAAGUUACAAGGCUCAGGUUUCCUUUGCCAAGUGUAGUCUUGUAUGCUACACACCAGGAGAAUAAACGCCUUUUUGGAUUUGUGCUUCGGUCCUCAGGAGGGAGAGUUGAGGGCCAUACAACAUCUGUCUGUUAUAUAUUUGAAUCAAACAAUGAAGGGGAAAAGAUUUGCGACUCUGUUGGACUGGCAAAACAGAUUGCUUUUCAUGCAGAAUUGGAUCGUAGAGCAUCUGAAAAACAAAAAGAAAUAGACAAAGUAAAGGAGAAACAACAGAAAGAACUCAGUAAACAAAAGCAAAUUGAAAAGGACUUGGAGGAGCAGAGCCGAUUGAUAGCUGCUUCCAGUAGACCCAGUCAGAGCAGUGGAGAGGGACAAUUUGUACUCCUUAGCAGUAGCCAGUCAGAAGACAGUGAUUUGGGAGAAGAUGGGAAGAAGAAAAGAGAGUCCGAAGCAUGAGGUUACUGAUCUUGUUAAAACUGGAAUCUUUGGACGUAUUUGUGGUGAAAUGGCACAAAUUACACAAGAAGAGAGAAUGGAAGUGGAGGGUCUGCUUAUUAUAUAGAACACUUAACAAUAUGCUGACCAGAUUAUACUUUGUUGUUUUUUCUUUUAAACAUUCAUUAACUAACUCUGCCUUUUAAUGUAAAUAUAUACCUUCCAUGUGUCAGAAAGAGGCAUGGUGACUUGCCAUGUUUGCUACAGAAUUACAUCUUCGACUUCUCUUAAAUAUGGAAACUUUUUUUCACUUACCUGGUUAUGCAGCUGACUGUUGUGAAACAAAAAUUCAUCUUCUGAUUGGGCUUCAACAGUACACUGAAAUAUUGUUCUUUAAAUUGCUGUACACAGAACAAAAGUGGGCUUUGAACUGAAACAGUGCUAAGCUGUAUCUAAAUACUGUUGCAGAGAAUUUUCUGGGUUUAUAAAAAAAAAUUAAUCCUCAAUAACACCAGAUAAAUGUGCAAUAGUUUUAGAUAGAUGAGAGAGAGAGAUUAUAAUUUUUGUUUUAUGUUGAAUUGGAUGGUACUGUCUCUGUUUCCUUUUUAAUAUAACUUAGGACACUUUAUUGGAUGGUAAAAAAGAUUUUACUCCAUUUAACCUAGAUAAGACUUAGAGGGAUGUAUUUGCUUCUUGGUACAUGGGGAAUUGUGUUAUAAACACUUUCACUUCAAGAUGAGAAUACAGUGUGUAUACCCCUGAAAAUAAAAGUACCACAUUCUCAGUUCUCUGUCAUAGGACUGUAGUAACUGUCCAGUACUUGGGGUUUACUUUAGAAUAAAAAGUAUGUUAACAUUGUGAAAAUGUUGGAUUGAACCAGCUGUUUAGAAGAUCUUCAAAUACCCACAUGCCUUGGAACCAGUUCACUAAAUUUACGAGAAAGAGGUUGGGGGGGGAGGGGUUUGGGUCAUUGCAUGUAAAUGUAUUUUUCAAAAAAUAUUUAAUAGCGAUAGGGUGCAAGCAUACAAAUCAUACUUCCUAUCUAAACUGCUUGAAGCAUCUUUCACAGGUGUCUGCUUACAGCUCUUAAGCCUGAUCUCCGUACUACUGCAUGAUGUACAUAACUUAUUUUGUACUAUAUCAAAUGUGCUUUGACCUUUUCAUCCUGAAUAGGAAACCAGUUAAUGUAAGAGAAUUUAUUUAUUUUUGCACUGAUUACUGUAUAUAGUGAAGUCCAAUGAACAGAAGAUACAUUUAUGUAUCAGUGUCAGGGAAAAUCUAGUGUAGUACAGUAAUGCAAGGAAAUGUACUAAACAUGAAAAUACAGCUGUACUUCUGGGUCGGUUUCAACUUAUGUAUAUUUUCCAGUUUAUAUAAGGCUUUCUACUUGUUCUAAAUGUCAUUUCUUAUUCAUUAUACAAGUUAUUGUAUACAGCCAUUCCCAUGAACAGCUAUCCUCCAAUCUAGAAGACUGCCCAUUUGUUCCUGCCAACUUGAAGAUCCGAAGGGAGCAUAUGCAGAUUUUUCUCCCUGUUCCCGAUCCUAGGCUUAUAAAAGGAUGGUUGGCACCAGGAAUUUUGGACUUUCUAUCUCUGCAAUUUGCACUGGCUGCUUACAUUUCUGACUAACUUUUCUCACUUAUAUUUCUUCCACCAGCAUCGCCUUCUUGCAGACCAGGUGACCGUCUACUUCACACUUAUUGUAUCUUGCAAUCUGCCUCCUCUACCUGUUUAAAAUCCAGCUAAAAAUUUCCAAAAACCCACAGAAAGAGUAUGAAAUCAUGUCUUUUCAGUUUCUAGUUUAUUAAGUGAUCUAGUUAUCUCCCUGUGCAGGAUUGCUUAGUGGGUUGGCCAGUUUAAGCGUAACACCCACCACACUUCAUGUGGGAGACAGUAUCAACUUGAAGUUUUCUUGAUAUUCAAUUUAAAAUUUUCCUUAAGCUUUAUUGCAUUAUUCUCAUUGAAGGGAUAUUUCAGAGAAUUGGGAUUGUUUGCUCCCUUUGCUGUUGGGACUUUCAUACCAAUCAAAGGGCUUAUCUGAACACUACAUAGAACUAGUAUAGCUUGUUACAUGGCUAUUCUGCCUGUAUCCUUUUGCUGGGGUAAUUUCAACCCUCCUGACAUGGUAUUGUAGGGGGGAUGCACAAAUUGUGUUCAGAAGGCUGUGUUAUAACCUAGAUAAAUAUCUUUGAAUUACAGAUUGACCUUCUUUUAGUUUAGAUUUUGACUAAAGCUAGAAACAAAUUAUUUGCCAAAAAGGAACCGUUGUUGGACUCCCAUCUAUUUGAAGAUUUUGUAAUACAGGAUUCCCAUUAACUGACUGCACUAAUCCUUAAACUUGCCUGCAACCUGGCAAAUGGCCACAAUUUACCAGUUUGGCCAGGAUAGGGUUCCCAUUGGUCUUUAGAUGACAAAUAGCAUUGAAUUGGUAUCUUGAUUCUCAAAAUUGUAGUGCAAACAUCCAGUCACAGCUGGAAACAAAACUAAGCCUCUCAAAUUUAGAUCCUACAGAAGGACUAUAAUAGAUCUCAGGUACCUUACCUGAUGUGAUUGUCAAUGAAAUGAGAUGGCACCCUGGACCUAGAAAGAAAUAUACAUCAUAAUCUUUAUAUCCUUUUUGGAAGCCUACAGAACUCAGAUGUAUCCAGAUUAGGUCAAGGCGGCAGCAGCACCUGGAAAAUAUGCUGUACCAGGAAAUACGGGACCCAACCUGGAGGAGACUAGGGAGCAGGCCCAUGCCCCCAAACCCUUCUGUCCAUUCUUCAGCAUGCCAUGUUUACAGGACAGGAGAGAUCCUGGUGUGAUGCCAGCAAGUAGCAAGCAAAAUAGGGUGGGUCUUGCUCCAUUCAAGGGUUUUGAAUUUUCCCAGCUCCCAGCAACUUUAAAUCCUCUAUCCUGCCUGACUCAUGAUCUACCAGAGGGGCCAUUAAAAGCCUUGGAAAUUAGCCAUUUAAUUUUUGAUUAUCAGCUUUGUUUAAUUCAUUCUCAACCUUUCUGUAAAUUAAACAAGACACUUCAGUCAUGAUA